AUGAAGUGGUUCGUCUCCGCCAUCGCUUUCCUCGCCGUCCAGGUCGUCUCUGCCUCUCCUUUGGAGAAAAGGGCUGGUGUUAACGACGUUGCAAAUGUCGGUUACGCUACUCUUAACGGAGGAACUUCUGGUGGAUCCGGUGGUCCGACUACCGUUGUGACGUCCCUCGCUGCUUUGACUUCCGCUGUUACUGGCGACGCGAAGAAGAUUGUCAUCAUUUCAGGCACCAUCACCGGAAACGCCGUCGUCAAAGUCGGAUCCAACACAUCUGUCCUUGGUAGGAACGCUGUGCUCAACGGUGUUGGUCUUCGUGUCAUCAAUGUCAACAAUGUCAUUAUCCGCAACAUCAAGAUUUCCAAGGUCUUGGCUUCGGCUGGUGACGCUAUCGGUAUUCAGGCCGCUCAUCAAGUUUGGAUUGACCAUCUCGACUUAUCCAGCGACCGUGACCACGACAAGGACUUCUAUGACGGCCUUCUCGAUAUCACCCACGGAGCCACCGGCGUCACCGUCACUAACACCAAGUUGCACGACCACUGGAAGGCUUCCUUGGUCGGCCACUCCGACAGCAACGGUUCUGAGGAUGUCGCUAUCACCGUCACCUACGCCAACAACGUCUUCUCUACCUUGAACUCCAGGACCCCUUCCUUCCGCUUCGGGCACGGUCACAUCUUCAACAACGUCUUUGACAACAACAACGACGGAAUCAACACCCGUGACGGCGCUCAACUUCUCGUCGAGAACAAUGUCUGGACAGGCACGAAAAAGCCCCUCUACGCAACCGACGAAGGUUUCGCCGUCGCACGCGGAAACGACUUCGGAGGUGCCUCCAACACCGCGCCUGGGGGCUCCUUCACCUCCGCCCCCUACUCCUACUCGCUCGUUGCCGCAGGCAGCGUCAGGUCCGCUACAUCCUCAGCUGGGGCCACCCUUUCUUUCUAA
Messenger RNA from Pleurotus ostreatus (oyster mushroom), 939 nucleotides. RefSeq lists its product as uncharacterized. The record is from RefSeq and is a predicted model, not a curated record. Gene Ontology annotation, molecular function: pectate lyase activity. The coding region runs from base 1 to 939 and encodes 312 amino acids. The transcript has 8 exons. NCBI's taxonomy places the organism in Eukaryota, Fungi, Basidiomycota, Agaricomycetes, Agaricales, Pleurotaceae.